AUGGAUCUCCACGAGGACUACGAGUCGCCGUUUGACUUCAAUUCUGGAGUGAACAGGAACUACCUUUACCUGUCGCCCGGCAUCAACAUUUCUCCGCCUGGCUCGCCCGUGCUGAAGACCUCCGGACUGCUGCAAACUGACUCUAUACCCGAGGUUGGAGAGGAUGCUGCUGCUACAGUCGGUAUGUCAGAAGUGCUGUCAGAAGAAGAACAGGACGAACUAAGAAAAGAACUUGCUAAGGUAGAGGAAGAGAUCCAGACGCUUUCACAAGUACUAGCUGCCAAAGAGAAGCAUCUAGCAGAAAUCAAGAGGAAGCUGGGAAUUAACUCCUUGCAGGAAUUAAAGCAGAACAUCACCAAAAGCUGGCAAGAUGUCACGUCAACGACGGCCUACAAGAAGACCUCAGAAACCCUGUCUCAGGCUGGUCAGAAGGCCUCUGCUGCUUUUUCAUCCGUUGGCUCAGUCAUAACCAAGAAGUUUGAAGAUGUGAGACUGCAAGCAUUUUCACAUUCCUUUAGUAUACGCUCCAUACAGCAUUCAAUUAGCAUGCCUAUUAUGAGAAAUUCUUCAACUUUCAAAUCGUUUGAGGAGAAAGUUGAAAACUUGAAGUCCAAAGUUGGAGGAAGCAAGGCCGCGGGGGGAGACUUUGGAGAGGUUCUGAAUUCUGCCGCCAACGCGAGUGCCACAGAAACGCUCGCGGAGCAGACGCAGGAGGAGACCCCCUGA
Tinamus guttatus (white-throated tinamou) is the source of this 726-nucleotide messenger RNA. The record is from RefSeq and is a predicted model, not a curated record. NCBI's taxonomy places the organism in Eukaryota, Metazoa, Chordata, Aves, Tinamiformes, Tinamidae.